GAGUACGUACCCGGUUGCAUGGUUUGUGCUUCCACUGUUUUCUAUGUUGUCGCGUAUUAUUCACCUUCUUAUGGGUGUUAUCUCGUGUUUAAGGAGCUUUGGAGCGUAGCACGACUUGAAUGUGGCGUGCGACAACAGUUAGCCCAGUGAAAAAGAUGUGAUAGGCAGACAGGCUAACGACUUGUGAACAAGCUGCUAGCUACUUUUAGCUUGUUAAGCUCAGCUGGAAAAGUCCGGUUCUGCCAAAUAUGGUUAGAAGAAUCACUAGUUAGCAGCAAGGUUACUGCUGUUCUUGGCGUUUUAGUGCUGUUCUGAGGAGAUACUUUACUCGGACAGUUAAAUCUUCACGUCUUCAUCUUGCAACACGGGGCGAGCGUGGUGGUGACCGUCCUUGGCAGCUGUGUGCGCGUGGAUCUCACUUGACUGUGAAACAUCUGUCGAGUACUGACAGGAGUCAGUAUGUGCGCUCCCUAACAGCUGCACUACGCAGGACCCUGAGUAACUCUAACCGGACCUUUGUGAAGUUUUUGGUUGUAGGUUCAUUUAAUAAGGAUGGCUCGCCGUUCGGUGCUGUGCCACGGGAGUCGAGCCAUCAGCCUGCUGUAUGGAAACACUCUUCGCCCCCUCCACGCUUCACUGUGCAGCGCAUCACCACAACCGAAAGCUGGGUUCAAACCAGAAAAGGUAGCAGUGGUCACAAAGACUACGCGGUAUGAGUUUGAACAGCAGCGGUAUCGCUAUGCAGGAGUUUCUGAAGAAGAUCUCAAGCAGUUGCUUGCUAUGAAGGGCUCCAGCUACAAUGGCCUGCUGGAAAGACACAACAUCCACACUAGCAAUGUGGAGCACAUUGUGAAGAGCCUGCAGAGAGAAGGCAUUACUGUACAAGUGGUAAAAAGAGGAGAAUACAAUGAAGAUGUAGUGCGGUGGGCAGAUUCCAUUAUCUCUGCUGGAGGUGAUGGAACAAUGCUACUUGUGGCCAGUAAGGUUUUUAGCAAAGACAAACCAGUCGUUGGAGUUAACACAGACCCUGAAAGGUCAGAAGGUCAUCUGUGCCUGCCUGUGCGAUACACUCGUGCCUUCCCAGAGGCACUGGAGAAGCUGUGCCGUGGUGAGUUCAGGUGGCUGUGGCGUCAGAGGAUCCGUCUGCACUUAGAGGGCACAGGAAUAAAUCCCAAUCCAGUGGACCUCCACGAACAGCAGCUCAGCCUGGAGCAGCACAACCAAGCUCACCGCUUCACCUCCAUGGACAACUUAAACAGGACAGGAACACUACAUGAGACCUUCUACAAGCCUAGCCUUCUUCCUGUUAGAAGCUUAAAUGAAAUCUUCAUUGGAGAAUCUCUGUCUUCCAGGGCUUCCUACUACGAGAUCUCCGUGGAUGAUGGCCCAUGGGAAAAACAAAAGAGUUCUGGACUGAACAUUUGCACAGGAACAGGAUCCAAAGCCUGGUCAUACAACAUCAAUAAACUUGCUGAACAAGCAGUGGAAGAAGUUCUAAAAAUUGGUACGUACUGUACAUGUGCAAAUUUUGAGGUGCAAGACCCGCAGAUAAUGGUGGUGGAUGGUGGGACUUCCUUUGAAUUCAACGAUGGUGCUAUCGCUACAAUCAGCAUGAGCGAGGAGGACCAGCUCCGGACUGUUGUGUUAGAAAACUGAGACAAGUCUGAAUAUCUCUCAAACUAACAGUGUUCACAAGUGGAUGUGUUCAAAGGGAAGUAUUUGUCCUUUGCUUUUGUUUUAUUAUACAUAUUUUUCAAAAAAAAAACCAAAACAUUUACACUUUCUUUUCAUUUUUAAUAUUUGUGUCACUAUUCCAAGCUACAAAGAUGAUGAUUCAUUAUUUAGAUACAGUUUCUGAUCAUAUUUACAGUAUAUCAGCACAAGCCCUAAAGUGAGCAGUGAAACUAAGGCCAAGAUGAAAGAAUGUAAAAACUCUUUGUAGACCUGAAGUCUUUUGGAAACGUCAGACAUAAAAGCUACACUGAUCCAGCAGACUGUUUGUGAAUAUUGCCCCACACUGAAACAUGACAAAGAUUUUGAUGUGGUUUCACACUACUGAGUGAGCUUUAAGAAUAUGGGCAAAGUUAUUCAGAGUUAUUGUUGUCAACAAAUCCAAAUUACUCUGCCUCAAGUUUAUAAUUUAUUGCUGAAUACACAAAAAACCUUUAAACAGAACAUGGCUGCAGAUUUCUAAGGAGUUCAAACUUCUGACAUUGAUAUAUCAGAUGAUUCUUUUUAUACAUGCAUUACGAUUAGGACAGUGUCACACUUUGUCUUCCUGAUUAUCACCACUGAUAGCAUAACUUGAGCUGAUUAUAAUAAAAUGCUUGACUCAUGUGAGGAGCUUUCUGGGAAAUUGAAGAUGAAAUAAAAGUGCAAGAACGUGGGGAGAGCGUAACCAUAAAUGUACAAAACCGCACAAUAACACAAUUGUUAUUGCAUCUAUAGAAUGCAUCUAAUGACAAUUGGUAUUUCAGUUUUUAAUUUUUGCUUUUUACCAUGUUACAUCUCCAAUCUCUAUAUAUAUUAUGUAGGCUAAAAGGAAUCAUUAUUUUCAAACUGAUUAGUAACUUACUGCACAACCGUCUGGCUCUGUGAUGCGUUCCUGUUACAUGUGAUGCGCAGUGCUAAGAGGACUGUGGAAGCAAAGCCCCCUGCUGGUCAAACUGACAGGGUUUUUAAACACCCCACCAAAACAAAACAGUUUUUUAACACUCGACAUAUGUGCUGAUGGCACAACUAGCACGGAGUUCUUUUCUGUUCCUACAGACCACUCAAAGCACUCCAUUUUAAAAAUAUAUAUAUCUGGAUGUGUUGUGUUAAGUUAUUAUCAGCCAAUACUAUAAGCAAGCCAACUGUCUUCAGUGGUGGAUUAAUCCACAUUUCCUACUCAUCCUACUAUCUACUAUCCUAUAAAUUGAGGGGGAAAUAAUCUACAGGAUGUCUUGAUGGUAUUGAAAGAACAUUCACUAAUGCAUUUAACCUAAGUUUGUGGCCAACUGUGGGAUAUGCUCCAUCUGGCUUUGGUACAGUAUUUGUUACCAGGAGACAUUCUCUGUUGGUUUCAGGGCCUCGUUAACACUAACGCUAAAUCUAGAUUCAUCAAUCCUGUCCUUUCCAAGCAUAUAUUCAAUUCCGCUGUAAGUUUUAUAAUUGUAAAUGUAUGCAGAGGACUUGAAGCACAGCAGCUUGCUGAGUAAAGAUAUUUUUGGAAUAUAGUGUCUAUUUUUCCUUGCUGUCUGAGCCACACAGAACGGUACGUUUUAGAGAAGAAAAUGCAGAAGUGAGAGAAGUGCAGCAAAGAGAACUCAAUGUUUAAAGGGUUGUUUUUUUUUCCUCUGGUAGAGUUAAAGGGGCUGUUUCUUGACACCUCCUAAGACAGGAAACAGUUUUGUCUGUGGUGGGCAUGGCUAAAGUUAUAGGUGAAACAGUAUCUGAUGGAUACAAAGUUCUUUUUAACCCAACAAAUCUCUUGACUUGAAGCGUUCUUGCAAAAACCAUGUUCUGUUUGAAAAGUUAUCUGCAAAGUGUAACAUGCACCAUGCCAAAGGCAAGUUUCCCUGUGGAAACACACUCUACUGGAAUGUGUUUUGUUUUGGAACUCGAUAAAGUGAUAUGAACUACAA
Molecule: messenger RNA, 3626 nt
Organism: Neolamprologus brichardi
Lineage: Eukaryota; Metazoa; Chordata; Actinopteri; Cichliformes; Cichlidae
Source: RefSeq, a predicted model, not a curated record